Aspergillus aculeatinus CBS 121060 is the source of this 1270-nucleotide messenger RNA. Its product is annotated as aldo/keto reductase family protein. The record is from RefSeq and is a predicted model, not a curated record. The coding region runs from base 263 to 1270 and encodes 335 amino acids. The transcript is spliced from 2 exons. NCBI's taxonomy places the organism in Eukaryota, Fungi, Ascomycota, Eurotiomycetes, Eurotiales, Aspergillaceae.
CUCGUAUUGGAAAUCGCCUUCAUCUAAGUUAUUGCAGUGGACACCGUUCAGCACUUUAAGCGUUGGGCUUGGCAGCCGGAGUUAGCUGUCAUGACUUAUCUCCUACGGGAAUAACCUCCAGGCUGACACGAGGAGACAAAGAGCAUCGUCUAUGAAGAUGCAUAUAAGCAGUGCGUCAGCCCCAGGAAUCAUUUCUCAGCUCGACAACACAAAGUGAGUACAAUCUCACAUUCACCAACACAGCCGAAAUCCAACAGCAGCAAUGGCCAACAACACCGACCUCAAGAUCGUCUUCGGCGCCAUGACAUUUGGCAAGCCCAACACCCUGGGUGCGCGCGUCUCCGACAACGCAACCGCAUCCACCAUCCUCGACACCUUCCAAAGACACCACCACCGCGAGAUCGACACCGCGCGACUCUACGGCCACGGGUCGUCCGAGGAAAUGCUCGCCGCGCUAGCCUGGCAGUCGCGCGGCCUGACCGUGGCCACGAAGCUGUACCCCAACGCGAGCAGCCAGGUCCCGGGGGUGGAGACGUACACGCACACGGCUGCGGACGUGCGGCGGGGGCUGCAGGACAGCCUGGGCGCGCUCGACGCCGCGCAGGUCGACCUGUUCUACCUGCACGGGCCGGACCGGCGCGUGCCGUUCGCGGAGACCCUGCGCGAGGUGCACCGCCUCCACGCGGAGGGCCGCUUCGCGCGCUUCGGCCUCAGCAACUUCAUGGCCUGGGAGGUGGCGCAGAUCUGCGAGCUCUGCAUCCGCCACGGCUGGAUCCGCCCCACGGUCUACCAGGGGGUGUACCACGCGCUGCAGCGCCGCGUGGAGCCCGAGCUCCUCCCCUGUCUCCGGAAGUACGGCCUCGCGCUGUACGCGUUCCAGCCGCUGGCCGGCGGGUUCCUGACGGGCCGGUACGCGCGCCACCAGACCGAGUUCGAGGCCGGGUCGCGCUUCGAUCCGGCGAUCGUCCAGGGCGCGGUGGCGCGCGGGCGGUACUGGAACGAUACGUACUUUGAUGCCCUGGAGAGGAUCCAGGAGGUGUGUGCGCGGUUGGGGUUGACGGUGGCGGAGGUGGCGCUGCGGUGGCUGAAGUAUCAUUCCGAGUUGCGGGCGGAGCUGGGGGAUGCGAUCAUCGUUGGGGCCAGUAGUGUCCGGCAUCUGGAGGAGAAUCUGGCGGAUCUGGAGAAGGAGCCGUUGCCGGAGGAGGUGGUCGAGGUGCUGGAGGAGGCCUGGGGGUUGAUUCGGGGGGUUGCGCCUAACUAUUGGCACUGA